CCCAGUAGAUGGUAUUUCCGGAUGCGUGUAAAAGCUCGUGACGCCGGAUCUUUGUGUGACGGUUCGUCAUAGCACCACCCCAAGCGGUUUCAGCGGUUUGAGUAUAUAGUGAUUGCGAAGGUUUCAUGAAGGAAACUUAAGAAAAUCAUAAAAAAGUGCAUCGGGUGGCAGAAAGAUCUGAUGGAGCGGUGGCGGAAAAUUACGGCGGUUCCCUUGGGAAGGCUUCCGAUAUCUCAGUGACACGAUUGCCUGGAGUUGAAACCGGAAAAAAAGAUGAAGUGACGCUGGAGCGUUUAAAUAUAGUAAUGUCAACAUAAGAAAUAUGCAUUUUCCAGCUGUUGGUUGUAUAUGAUAAUUAGUUGGUUUCCUUGUGAAAUUUACACUGUAAUAGAAUGUGCGAUUUUUAAUAUGCUGAGUAAUUCUGGUGAUAAUGUUUUCCGUGAAGGGAAACCGGCAUUUAUUCAAAUGGUGCUGUUUGCUGACUCAACCCAAGGUUGGCGUUCAACGAAUAGUGAAGAAGUUACGCUGGCAGGUGGAAACCUUGCAGAAUUGAAUUCGACCGAAAUUGUGCUCAACGCAUCGACCUAUGCCGCGUUUGCGGUGACAAGUGAGGAAACCCGAAGCAGUUCCGACGAGUCAUGGUUAUCAUCGCAAACGACCUACCAACCCGAAAUAUUGCAGAGUCACAAAGAUUCUAUCUACGACAUCGAUCAACAUACCUUUUCGUAUUACGCUGAGUUGUUGAGUGUAAUUCACUUCUACUACAUACCGGCCUUGGUGCUGUUUGGAAGCAUCGGAAACAUACUCUCGGUGUUGGUUUUCUUCAAAACCAAGCUGAAAAAACUAUCCUCAUCGUACUAUCUGGCCGCUCUCGGUCUCAGUGAUACGUGCUAUCUGUUUGGGUUGUUUGUGCCCUGGCUGAAUCUGAUAGAUAUUAAGAUCUACACCCUCGAAGUGUACUGUCAGUUUUUCACGUUCUUCAGCAACUUGUGCAGCUUCCUGUCGGUGUGGUUUGUGGUUGCUUUUACGGUCGAGCGGUUCAUUGCCGUGCUAUAUCCGCUGAAACGCCAAACGAUGUGCACUGUGAGGCGUGCCAAAAUUGUGAUAAGUGCACUGACGCUGAUUGGAGUGUUUAUAAGCUUGCCGGUCAUUUUCUUCGCAUCGCCCCAGUACUCGCCGGCCGUAAACGAAACCAUAUGUGAUAUGCCGGAGAAAUACAAAGAUCAGAUGACAGUGUUCAAUUAUUUGGACACGAUCCUGGUGUUCGUGGUUCCCUUCACGGUGAUUGUAGUUCUGAACACGUUCACUGCGCUGACGGUGUGGAAAUUCGCCGGUGUGCGACGAACAAUGACAAUGCCUCGAAGCUACGGAGGAAAUCUGCGUGAAUCACGGCGGCAGCAUCAUCAAAUCAACACGAGUUCGUCGAACUCGUUGUUUCUGAAUGGGAAUACUCCCAUCCAAAAGGUUCAACAUUAUAGUAGGAGUCGUGUUGCGAAUUCGCAGAUAAAGGUCACGAAAAUGUUGUUAAUAGUUUCCACCGUUUUCGUGUGUCUCAACCUGCCGAGCUACGCAGUCAGAGUGAAAAUAUUUCUCGGAACCGAACAUGCCAACGUCAUGGUCUUGGUUCAGCACUGUUGUCAGCUGUUCUUCAUGACUAACUUCGGGAUCAAUUUUAUCCUGUACUGUGUAAGCGGCCAAAAUUUCAGAAAAGCAGUUUUCGGAAUGUUUCGGAAGCGAAGCAUGAGGCAAAUCAACCAGGAGCAGGCCUCCGGUACGCAAAUUUCGGAAUUCAUCCUCCGGAGUGGUUCCAAGGUGCGACGGAACACAACAACCAACAACGACGCAGAUAUCACAUGGCGAGACCUGACCGAUUACCAAAUCACAAAUUUUACGAAAUAGAUGCGAGGAUUGAACUUAAGAUGCAUAAUGUCUAAUGACGGCACAAAUAUUUAAAAGGGAUACUAAGGAACAAAUUUUUGUAUGUAACUUUGAGUAUGUGUGAGGGAGGA
Molecule: messenger RNA, 2009 nt
Organism: Toxorhynchites rutilus septentrionalis
Lineage: Eukaryota; Metazoa; Arthropoda; Insecta; Diptera; Culicidae
Product: growth hormone secretagogue receptor type 1-like
Exons: 8
Coding region: 349-1899 (516 amino acids)
Biological process (GO): G protein-coupled receptor signaling pathway
Cellular component (GO): plasma membrane
Molecular function (GO): G protein-coupled receptor activity
Source: RefSeq, a predicted model, not a curated record